UGGUGCUUUGACAUCUUGUCUCCAUGGCAGUGCUCAGCUGGCAGGGCUGAUCAGAGAGGCCUAUUCAUUAACUCGGAGCCCGGGCCAGCGCGGCCACGCUGGUGCCGCAGUGGACUGAGCAGCUGCCGGGGCAGGCAGUGAGCAGGCAAAAUGGAUCUCACUCUCCUCUUGGCAGCAAUCCUGGGGCUCCUUAUUGUCAAGGCCGUUUUGUUUCAGCUGAGAAACCCGAGCUGCCCUCCUUGCAUCAGGAGCUGGAUCCCUUGGUUUGGAGCCGCGUUUCAGUUCGGGAAAGCUCCUCUGGAGUUUAUAGAGCAAGCUAGGAACAAGUAUGGACCCGUGUUCACAAUAUUUGCUCUGGGAAAACGAUUUACUUUUGUGACUGAGGAAGAAGGAACUGAAGCAUUUUUUAAAUCUGAAGACCUAAACUUCGAACAGGCAGUACAACAAGCUGUCAAGAAUGCAGUUUCUGUCCCUGCAGAAGCAUUUUAUCAGAAUCACGGUAACCUGUACAGCAUGAUGAAGGGGAAAAUGAGUCCUUCCAAUCUGCACAUGUUCACGGGCACUUUGUGUAAGGAGCUACAUGAGCACAUGGCUCAGCUGGGCAUGGAGGGCACAGGCGACCUCAAUGACCUGGUAAGGCAUGUCAUGUAUCCAGCAGUGGUGAACACCUUGUUUGGGAAAGGCAUCUGCCCAACAAGUCAGAGCAAAAUCAAGGAGUUUGAAGAACAUUUUCAGAAGUACGAUGAGGACUUUGAAUACGCUUCUCAGAUGCCUGAGUGCUUCCUGAGGAACUGGUCUAAAUCCAAAAAAUGGCUUCUAAAAUUAUUUGAGAAAGUAGUGUUGGAUGCUGAAAGGACCAACCCUUCAGACACCACAUCCAAGACACUACUGCAACAUCUUCUGGACAACUUGCAAGGAAAACAUUUAGCUCCCAAUUAUGGUCUCCUCAUGCUCUGGGCUGCCCAAGCAAAUGCUGUCCCCGUUGCAUUUUGGACCAUUGCUUUCAUACUGUCUCAUCCUUCCAUUUACAAGAAAGUCAUGGAAGACCUGGCUUCUGUUUUUGGGAAAGCAGGUAAAGAUAAACUGGAAGUGUCUGAAGAGGAUCUGAAGAAGCUCCCUUUUAUUAAAUGGUGCACUUUGGAAGCCAUACGGCUGAGGUCUCCAGGUGCAAUCACCAAGAAAGUAAUAAACCCAAUUAAAAUUAAGAAUUUCACCAUCCCUGCAGGUGACAUGCUGAUGUUGUCGCCCUAUUGGUUGCACCGGAAUCCAAAAUAUUUUCCAGACCCAGAAAUGUUCAAACCUGAUCGUUGGAAAGAGGCAAAUUUAGAGAAGAAUGCUUUCUUGGACAGCUUUGUGGCAUUUGGAGGAGGGAAGCAUCAGUGUCCAGGAAGGUGGUUUGCGAUCAUGGAAAUCCAGUUGUUUGUUGUUCUGUUCCUGUACAAGUAUGAAUUUGUGGCAUUGGAUGCAGUACCAAGGGAGAGCCCUUUACACUUGGUGGGGACACAGCAACCCAUGGCACCGUUCCGGGUCCAGUAUAAAUGCCGGGAAUAAAAGCUGCCCAGCACUAACUUUCCUUUGCCACCCUCCCCCCCGAUGGAUGAACCACUGAGCUGCUUCCCUAUCCUACACCUUCAGAUAAGUUCUCUGCCUGAAGAGUUCUUAAUUUCAACUUUCAAUUCUGCACAUACUCAAUAUUCACAUAUUCAAUGCUGAACUGUGCUCUGGCAUACCAGAAUAGUUGUACCUGUGCUCUGCACCUGGUUGCCCAUGUCUUAGUGCUUAAAAUCCAAGCUCUCCUGCUGCAUUCAUGCUUUGGGGGGCAGUUAUUCACAGAUUUUGCAAAUCUGAUAUGCUAAGCUUGCCAACCAAACAUUCAAGACAAAAAGCUGCAGUUGUUUGGAAAUCCUGCGUGGAAGCUGUGCUAGAACCAGCUAGAAUGUGCAGGUUGCUUCAAACCAAGGCCAAAGUGGUGCCUCAUGUUAAGAAAUCAGAUUGGUAACACUGUACAUCUCCCUGGUGUGUACAAUAUCCAGUGCACACAAUAUCCACACAAUAUCCAGUGCACAGUCUGAGCAGAGACCACCGGAUCAGAUCCACAGCCUGAUAAAGUAUCAUGACUUCUGUGCCACUGCCUCUGUGGGUAGGUGAAGGUCUGGCCUGCUCUGCCUGCAACAGGUGCCAAAUUUUUGCAAAUAAAAUGCAUUUGUAAUGGAAAAAUUGCAAGCACUUGGGGUCUUGUUCCAUCGGAGCCCCUAAAAUUUCUACUGAGUAUUACCUGUUCCACAGGAUUCAGGAUCGGUCCUUGCAUGAAUAUACGAUGAAAGUUUGACUGGGAUCUUCAGCUCCCAAUAAAAAGUGAUUGCAAGAAAAGACUGGUUGUCUAAUAUCUAGAACACUUUUGCUUUCCCUUUCACAUGACUUAUAGAACAAAUUGCACAAAUCUAAGAAUAUUCAAUCCUAUAAAGAAUACCUAGUAAAAGUUGUUUGAUGGAGCUGUCAAGUAAGCUCAGAUAACACUUUCACUGCUGUCAGAUUUCAUAUACAGUAAUAGCUGGCAUGUAUUUUUAGUCUUUUAAGUAAAGAUUAUUCAUCAUUUUAAAAGUAUUUGCAAAAAAAAAAAAAUCCCACACAAAUAGACUUUCAACAACAGUAAAACUAUGGGAAUAACAAGCAUAGGAAAAUAACACAUUGUAUAAUUCAUUACGUGGUUGGCUUACCUUCAUUAUGGAUAGAACAACUUCAAUGAUUUAUAUGGUUGGAAAAUGAUUCAUCCAACUUCUAAUUUAGCUCAUUAUAGUCAACUCUGCAAGAGUUGCACUCUUAACUGCUGUUUCAGUGUCUCUUCCAAAACUGAAAUCUAUUCCCUUGGUUUUCAUGCAUGGUAUUACUUAGAAGUGUAUAUUUUAAUUUUAAAAUUUGGCAAUCACUGCAAUAUCUGUAAGGCCAGGUGGGACAGGGCUUUGAGCAACCUGGUUUAGUGGAAGGUGUUCCUGCUCAUGGCACGGGGUUGAAAUCAGAUAAUCUUUUUAAGGUCAUUUCCAACCCAAACCAUUCUGUGAUUCUAUGGUUUUAUGUGUUUUCCAGUUUUGCAAAGUUUUUUUUUUCCCAAAUGCGCAUUGCUUUUUAUUUUU
This is a messenger RNA of Lepidothrix coronata (blue-crowned manakin), 3131 nucleotides long. RefSeq names its product 24-hydroxycholesterol 7-alpha-hydroxylase. The transcript has 12 exons. Gene Ontology annotation, biological process: bile acid biosynthetic process; cholesterol homeostasis. The record is from RefSeq and is a predicted model, not a curated record. Gene Ontology annotation, molecular function: heme binding; iron ion binding; oxidoreductase activity, acting on paired donors, with incorporation or reduction of molecular oxygen. Bases 151 to 1551 code for a protein of 466 amino acids. NCBI's taxonomy places the organism in Eukaryota, Metazoa, Chordata, Aves, Passeriformes, Pipridae.